Molecule: messenger RNA, 2453 nt
Organism: Acipenser ruthenus (sterlet)
Lineage: Eukaryota; Metazoa; Chordata; Actinopteri; Acipenseriformes; Acipenseridae
Product: tumor necrosis factor receptor superfamily member 14
Exons: 10
Coding region: 617-1804 (395 amino acids)
Biological process (GO): negative regulation of alpha-beta T cell proliferation; positive regulation of cytokine production involved in immune response; defense response to Gram-positive bacterium
Cellular component (GO): external side of plasma membrane
Molecular function (GO): protein binding
Source: RefSeq, a predicted model, not a curated record
UACAGAGGAAAGGAAGCUCACAGCAUCUCUGAUUUCUAAGCACUAACUUUAUUUAUUGCCGUUUUAACCCUAAACAUUUUCUUGUUCAUCGAUAAAUAUUUUUUUUCAAAUUGAUAUCUUUUUAUGGUUUAUGUUAAAUGUUUAGUGGGAUAUUGUUCCCAAACAUAUAAAUUCCUUCUUGCGCUAAUUUAGCUUAAUAGUUUAUUUAUUCUUUUUUUUUUAUUGUAUUUAUUUUUAGAUAACAUGUAGUUUUUUUUAAUAUAUAUGCAUGUAUUUCAAUAAGUCUAAAACGCUAUAGAACAAGACUACGUCAUAAAUUCUAACAUUUAUUAGCAAAUAAACAUAACUUUUAUACUUUUUUAAAGCGAAUUCCUAAUUCAUUGCAUUUUUAUAUAUUUAUUUACGCAGUUUUCUGUAUAUUUAACUCCCGAAUCUGGAGUAAAGUAUAUCAUAUUUGUAAAGCAUUCUGUAGAUUUUAAAAGUCAUUUUACAUUGAUUUUAUUUUUUUAAUCGAUAAUAAUUACCGGAGUUCAAGAAAAUAUUUAUUAAUUUCUUUAUAUAUAUAUACUUUAUUUGUUAUGUAAAACUUUUUUAAAAACAUUUAUUUGUGUGAAAAAUGGAUUUUUCAUUUUUUAAACUACCUGGAUUUUUUCUGUACAUAAUUUAUCUUGGAAAUUUGGGCAAAAUCAUCGCUGCACCAUCAAAAAGGUGCAACAAAAGCAAUGAAUAUUUUGAAGAAGUUGUGAAUCGUUGCUGUACAAAUUGCCAACCAGGUUCCUAUAUGAAGCAUCGCUGCUCUGUCUUCAAUGACACUGUGUGUGCUCCCUGCCAGAAGGAUCACUACACUGAUAUCUGGCACCACAGCUCUGAGUGUGAGCGCUGCAAACAGGACUGUAAACAAGAGAACGGUUUAGUUGUGGUGCAGAGCUGUUCCAGCAGCAGUCAGUUAGUCUGUGAUUGUAAACCAGGCCACUCCUGUGAAAUAUUCACUCCUAGUGGCUCCUGCCUCAGCUGCGCUCCAAACACAGGUAACCAGGUGACCACUUCCCCUCCUGAAAAAACAACUUCCUGUGGACCUGGUACAUUCUUAAAUGGGUCUUCCGGCAUGUGUCAACAGCGUAAAAACUGUGUGGCGCUGGGGAAAGAGCUGGCCAUCGAAGGCAAUGCUACAGAAGACACUGUCUGCAUACAGAAGGAAAAACAAAAACCAGAUCGAUUUCCAGAUUUUGCCGUGCUAGUCACUGUCGUGGGGGCCGGCGUUAUGAUUUUUCUGGGGGUGAUCGCAAUGUUAUUAUCAAAGAAAAUUAAACUCCUUGGAUUCAAACGAGUUUUCAAAUCAUGCAAAACAAAAGAGAAAGAGGUUAUUAAUGGCAUUGCACACGUCCAGGAGACUCAAACAGAUGGCAAGCUCUUAGCCAAUGGGACGCCAACAGAGAGCUUGCAGAAGGACCGCCCCCAAGCAGGGCCUGAGGGAGGUGAUUGGUCCAGAGUGGCCUCACCACAAACAGCCAAUCAGAGGGCAGAGAGCCAGCCUGCCAGAAACAACAUGCCCACAGAUCCAACCAAUGGACUGCUAGGUCCUCUACAUAUCUAUAGCCCAGGCACAGUGUUUGUGGGGUUGAUAAACAAUGUCCCAGGGCACUCUUGUGAGUCGAGGCAGGGAGGGGCCACUCAGGGGGACAGCCUGGGAGACAUGCUUCGAUUCCCUCAGCAAGAGCAGGGGCUGCUAAGCAUGGGAGAGGGGCCCCCCCUGCAGGAGGAGGGCAAGGAGAGCCACCUGUCCAGAGAGGAGGGGCAGGGCUAGAGACAAGAACAACAAAAAAUUUUUUUACUGAAAGAAGAAAAAAACACACCAAUUACAAAGGCGGUAUUUUUUUCAUGGAUUUGACGAUGUGAAAUAAGCCAUUAUUUUUUACCGUGAAAAAAAUACAGCCCCACAGAUCAGUAAGCUAAGAAAGUAAUUCCAUGUCUUACCUGUUUUGAAUUUCCAUUAACUAAACAGCUCUCAGAUUAUAGUUAUAGCAAACAUGUCAUUUCAUUUUAUGAACCUGAUAUCGGGUGCUGCUUUAGAUUUAAUAAUCUGUACACUUACAAACCCUGGGUCAUUUCAGCACAGCAUGUCAGUCACUGGAGUUUGAACAAUGACACAGGAAGUGAUUAGGUACCAGGAAGCAGCAGCUACUUUCCACCUGUAGUGUUUUCUUUGAGAUAAAAAAAACAACAAAAUAACCAAGAGAAAUGUAUUUUAAAAGUAAACUAACACAGACAGCAAGAAUGAAUUGUAUUGUAGUGUCAAACUGAACAGGAUUGUGAGGCAAUGUCUGUCUGUCUGGAAUUCUAAACAAGUUAGUAAGUAAAAAUAUUACUUGGUUAUACUAAAAUUGUAAAUAUUAGUAUUUUGAAAUGAUAAAUGUAUAUUUUUUAUAUAAGGUUUUGCUCAAGAGAGCCAACUU